Lachancea dasiensis is the source of this 156-nucleotide messenger RNA. The record is from the annotation of a GenBank genome assembly. NCBI's taxonomy places the organism in Eukaryota, Fungi, Ascomycota, Saccharomycetes, Saccharomycetales, Saccharomycetaceae.
AUGGCUGCCCAAAAGUCUUUCAGAAUCAAGCAAAAGUUGGCUAAGGCCAAGAACCAAAACAGACCAUUGCCUCAAUGGAUCAGAUUGAGAACUGACAACAAAAUCCGUUACAACGCCAAGAGAAGACACUGGAGAAGAACCAAGAUGGGUUUGUAA